AUGGAUGAGAAUUUGGCUGAAGUCUUGAAAGGGAUGUCGCUUGGUGAAGACAAAUCUAUUAUCAUACCGGAGGAUGAUGAUUUCUGUGCAAUAGAACGUGGUGGCCGCAGUAUACUGGGACGUCUGUUGAAUCCGGAGUGUCAGAACAUGGGUAGAAUGCUGAAGACGAUGCCCAAAAUCUGGAAGGUGUAUGAACGGGUUCGAGGUCUAGCACUCACGAAGGAAAGGUUCCAAUUUGUUUUUGACCUUGAGACCGAUAUUCAAAUGGUUCUAAAGCAAGGGUUUUGGACUUUUGAUGAAUGGGGUAUGGCUAUGGAGAGAUGGGUGGAAAUGCCAUCACCAAACUACCUGCAAACAGCAACAAUCUGGGUGAGGUUACAUAAUAUCCCAGUCAAUUACCUUAUGUUGAAGACUAUUGAUGCAGUGGCAGAUGGCAUAGGACAUGUGAAAUUGAUUGAGUUUGAUCGCUCGAAGCCGCAUCUGCUUGAGUACGUAAGGGUCCAAGUGGUGCUGGACAUCAAUCAACCUUUAAGGGAUAGGAAAUCGCUAACGUUACCUGGAGGCAGAAUUGAGUAUGUAGAUGUUGAGUAUGAAAGAGUGGGGAAGAAGUGCUUUCACUGCCUGAGACUUUCUCAUGAAAAACAAAAGUGCCCUUUGCUUCAGGGUUCCGGUAACAAAGGGAAAGGUGUGGUAUCUCGUCAGCAUGCAGUUGAGGUUCAUCCGGCUGGUGUGAGACAGCAUCAUAACGAUCAUGUUGAAAAGUUGAUGCCUUUAAUGGCACCAACUAUACCACCUGGUUUUGAGCCACCUCCGUCCAUAGUGGCCCCAGAAGUAUUUGAACAAAUGCGGCUCUACAUGGAAUGUGUGGAUCCAGAGGAAAGAAGAAUUAGAGAGGCUAAAAUGAGAAAGACGCUUCAGGAGCUGUCCACUGACCCAAUUGCGCAGAGAUCAUGCCUCAGAUUGGAAAGAGCACCAGUGAUUUCCGCUGACAUCAACAGAGACAGGGGAAGGGUUUUUGACUUUAGUAGAGUCGGUACUGAUGCAAUCCUUAAUGUAGCAGAAUCAUCAUCUUAUGGAUCACAGAGAAGAGUAGAUUUGCUGGAAGAUGGUGAAAUCAGAAGGACGAUGGGAACUGUUUCCACAAAGAGGGUAGGGGAGAAUACAAAUUUGGAGCAACGUCAGCGAGAGGACGCGCAAAACGAGCCUCGGUAUCCUAGAAAAGAAGUGAGACAUAAUGAUGCUCGACUGGGAGGGUCUCAGUUGGUUAAUGAGAGAGAUAGAGGUUUUGUAAUGGGAGCUGAAACCUCCAAUGGAUCAGAACGGAGCAGUCGUAGCAGAAACACAAGUAGUAGCCGUUCGUCUUGGACACGCCGUAACCAGAACAAACGUAGAGUCACUCAGGUUUCAGAACAAGGAAAAUCAGAUGCUAUGGCUCAGAGGAACAUGGAGGAAGGACCUGCUAAACGCAAGGCGCAAGAUGAGAGUGAAGUGUCGUCUAAGAUGGCGAAACAAGUGAAGGGUUUGGUGGUUUCCCCGAAACCAUCCCAUGCUCAAUGA
Brassica rapa (field mustard) is the source of this 1557-nucleotide messenger RNA. RefSeq lists its product as uncharacterized. Lineage: Eukaryota; Viridiplantae; Streptophyta; Magnoliopsida; Brassicales; Brassicaceae. The record is from RefSeq and is a predicted model, not a curated record.